Molecule: messenger RNA, 1300 nt
Organism: Arabidopsis thaliana (thale cress)
Lineage: Eukaryota; Viridiplantae; Streptophyta; Magnoliopsida; Brassicales; Brassicaceae
Exons: 2
Coding region: 160-834 (224 amino acids)
Source: RefSeq, marked reviewed
CUUUGGUAUUGCAAUCGACAUUGCAACUAAUAUAUGAAGCAAUCUUCUAGAUAUAUUGAGUCCAUGAACUGAGACCUCUUUAAACCGGCAAAAGAUCCAUACCGUAGCAGAUCGAAGUAGAACGAAAGAUAGAGAAAGCGGACACAUACCAGAACAGGGAUGGAAAAGGUAGGUGAAGAUGAGGAGAAGACCAUUGAAGAAGCAAACAACUCAACUGAGGAGACGAAGAGUGAUAAAGAGGAGGAAAGGAUAAAAGGUACUAUUGCUGAUCAGGUUGAUCCAGUAGAUUCCACUGAAGAAGGUUCUACGGGUCCAUCCAACUCACACACUGUAGUCUCCAAAGAUCAUGAUUUUAGUGAAUCUGAUAUGGAGGACGAAGAGCAGGUUCUCGAGUUUUUCAGACGUAAUCACGGUUUUUCACCUGAGGUCACCAAGAGAAACAACUUCCCAUAUGUUAACAACUCUGAAAGGAUGGUACUUCAGUUCCAAGAAGACACUUCUGCAGAAACAGAACAAACAAAUGAAAUGUUCCACAGUUUGAAUGAUAGCAACGAGAUUCUUGAAGGAACCAAGUCAUCAUCAGCUUCAGAUGAGGAUACCGAGGACUCAUCUAGUAACUCAGACCUUGAUUCCAGCCUUUCCAGGUAUUAUUUUGACGGAUCCUUACCGGUUUCAGCUCAUGUCGAAGAAUUUGAAACUCAUCAAGAUGAAUCCCUUGUACCUAAAGAUGAAAACCAGAUGCCUCUGCUGUGUCUCAAGCAACCCAUGCUGCAACCAACUUCAUGGAGAAAUUGCUGUGGACUCCUCGAGCUUCUCUGGGCUGCUGAUCCAUAAAUUUCAGAUACGAGGAAAAUCGACCUCCAAUGAAUGGAUUUUAGCAGUAAGUAAGGAUAUAGACGUGACAUGUUGUUCUAGUAACCAACACAAAAUGGUUUAUAGUAGUAAGUAGCUCAUAUUCACUUUCUCUUUAGGAUCUAUGUAAUGAACCACUGUCAAGCAAACUUUUAGAAAAAUGUUUCUCUUUGUAAUUUAGUUAACAGGAGACUACAGACCAUUUGAAAAGAAAAGCAACUACACAUCUUUAGCCUAAAAGCGAGGAUAACCAAUUACCUUAAACAAACAAAAACAACCAAAAACAUCACAAAGUCGAAACCAAAGCCAAGCAAAAUCUUGGGCACCUAUAUGACUGUGAAACUGCAAAACGUUAUGGUCUUCAGCUAAUCCUAUGCUCCAUAUUAUCGAAUCACAUUCGUUUUGAAUAGCAUCCGAACAAUGUCGCUGCCACUAACCAGCAGCAACC